AUGUCUAAGUUGAGGGCAAAAAGUAAAUGCAAGGAAAAAGAGAAGCAUGAUAUGAGCAAUGUAGUAAUGCAGGCAAUGCCUAGGAGGAAGUACUGGAGGAUUAGUGGUGCCAGGAAAGAGAUACGGACUGACAAGACUGAGGAGACUGGCCUCAUGAAAAACAGUAAAACACUUUCUGACCUGGACUUGACUGAGGAGACUGGCCUCUUAAAAAACAGUAAAACAAUGCAUGACAUUAGAAUGACUGAGGAGACUGGCCUCGUGAAAAACAGUAAAACCAAUGUUGACCCUGAGGAGCCUGCCCUCAGAGGAAGUCAGUGUACCUGCAAUGCUCUUGUUAUGCUGAUUAAAAGUUAUGAAGGGUUUUCAUUCUCAACAGAAUUUAUUGAUAGCACUUUAAUAGCAGGGGAUCAGGUUUAUGUUAUGUUGGUCAAGAAUUUGCAGCAAAGACAAAUGUUUCUAAACAAGCUACUUAAACUGGAUGAGUUGCCAAGUAACUUAACUUUAGGAGAAAAUCAUCAUGUCAUCGAGAGAUUUGAAACCAUGUGGGGAUUACUUGUCUCUGAAGAACAAAUUAGUCAAGUGAAAUCAUUGCAUCAAGCUUUAGAAGAGGCUUUCCAGGUUUCUAGAUAUUUGCUGAUAAUGAUAGGGGCAAUUUGUUCUGGUGUAUACAAAGUGUCAGACAAGGAAUAUUACUUUUUUGACUCUCAUUCACAUGACAGUGCUGGCAUGUCUUCCUGUGAUGGUAAAUCAGUACUAGUACAAAGCACGGGUAUUGAUGAUUUGGUAUCAUAUCUGUACAGUAUGUAUAACAGUAUGCAUAUAGACUUUGCAAUGCAGUUUGAAAUCUUACCAAUCUCAAUUAAAACUUUGCAUCAUAGUUUUCCAGAGAAAAGUCCACUGCAGAAAAUUUUUUACAGAAUGGAUGAUCAUCUCUCAUCUGUUACAAAUCCAGAUCAAAACCAAUGCAGAAAAAGGUAUAUGAGAGAGUACAUGAGGAGAAAAAGACAAAAUGUACAGUUUAAGCAAGUAGAAAGAAGCAAAGACAUACAUGCAAAAAAGUUGAGAAGACAAAAUGAUGAUAUAAAAAGCAGAGAAACUGAAACUGCAACAUUUGCAAGGAAAUUAAAAAGGCACAAUGCUGAAAUAAGACAGAAAGAAAAGGAAAGAGAUGCAGCUGCAAGAAAAUUAAAAAGACAAGAUGCUGACAUUAAAGAGAAAGAAAGGGAAAUGGAUAAGUUUGCAAGAAAGUUAAAAAGACAAGAUGCUGAAAUUAAAGAGAAAGAAAGGCAAAUGGAUAAUCAUGCAAGAAAGUCAAAGCGAAAAGAUACUGAAAUUAAAGAGAAAGAAAGGAAAAUGAAUACUGCAGGAAGAAAGUUAAAAAGACAAGAUGCUGAAAUUAAAGAGAAAGAAAGGGAAAUGGAUAAGUUUGCAAGAAAGUCAAAGCGACAAGAUACUGAAAUUAAAGAGAUAGAAAGGAAAAUGAAUACUGCAGGUAGAAAGUUAAAGCGACAAGAUGCUGAAAUUAAAGAGAAAGAAAGGGAAAUGGAUAAGUUUGCAAGAAAGUCAAAGCGACAAGAUACUGAUAUUAAAGAGAAAGAAAGAAAAAUGAAUACCGCUGGUAGAAAGAUGAAAAGACAAAAUGCUGAUAUUAAAGAGAAAGAAAGGAAAAUGAAUACUGCAGGAAGAAAGUUAAAAAGACAAGAUGCUGAAAUUAAAGAGAAAGAAAGGGAAAUGGAUAAGUUUGCAAGAAAGUCAAAGCGACAAGAUGCUGAAAUUAAAGAGAAAGAAAGGCAGAUGGAUAAGCUUGCAAGAAAGUCCAAGAGACAAGAUGCUGAAAUUAAAGAGAAAGAAAGGGAAAUGAAUACUGCAAGUAGAAAGUUAAAACGUCAGAAUGUUAAAGUGCAAGGAAAAGAAAAAGAGGGCAGUAGAAUUUCAAAAAGAAAAUGCAGAGAGAACCCAAUUGUUCUUGAAAGGGAAAGGUUAAAAAAGCAAGCUAAACGAAGCAACAUUUCAUUUAGAGAACAUGAGAGAUUGCUUAAUAGGGAACAGAAACAGAGGCAAAGAGAAGAUAAAGAAUAUUGUGAAAAAGUAAAUGAACAACGGAGACGGAAAAGAUUUGGAAUAGAUAUAGAGGAUUGCAUCCAAAAUUUUCAUGAACAGAUAAAACAUGGUCCAAUUUUUGUAUGCUCAUGUUGUCAGCAAACAUGGUUCGAAGAAAGUGUUUCUAAAGUGGAAAACAUCAAACUAGAUGAUGAAUUUGAUAUUCAACCUACUGUAAAUAGCCUGCCAAGAAAAUUAGAUGAAAAUGUCACAGUUCCUGUCAAAUUAAAGAAAAAGUUGUCAUAUCAAAAAUGUGAUUAUCAUGAAAAUGUUCGACCAACAAAAAAAUUACAACUUCAGCAACUAGUCAGAACACAGACAAGAAGCAACCAAAAUACUGAUGAUGAUGAGACGGUUGAUGAUGAUGAUGAUGAAUUCUGUGAAGUAGAUGGAGUUGGUAGAGAUGGUAAUUGCGAUACUCUGUUAGAUGAUGCUUCAAGAGACAUGAAUCAGAUUUACACAUUUGCUCCAGGUGAAGGACAACGCCCACUUAGUUUAUACCAAGACCAGACAGCUGAGUAUUUAUCAUUUCCAACAAUUUUUUGUGGAAAGGGAAGAUUACAAGAUGACAAGAGACAAGUACAUGUGUCCUAUGCAGAUAUUGCUAAAUGGGAAUUAAGAAGUGUUGAUAGACGUGCUGCUCAGUCUGUUCCAAAUUUGUUUUUCAAGUUGAAAAAAAUACAAAUGAAGCAAGUUACAGACAAAUGCAACCUGGCUCUUAGGAAAUGUAAAACCAAAGGAAGAUCCAUAACAGCAAAUGAAAUGAAAAAUUCUCAAAAUGUGAAUAAUCUUGUCAGACACGAUGAAGGUUUCUUUGUGUUCAGGCAGUUACGAAAUUCACCUGCAUAUCUUGAGACUAGAAAAAAGGAUGUGUUUGCUAUGAUCAGACAGCUAGGUCUACCAACGUGGUUUAUGUCACUGUCUGCUGCAGAUACAAGAUGGAAUGAUCUCAUCAGAGCACUUGGGGUAUUAAAUGAUGGAAAAGAAUACACUGAUGAGGAAAUCAAUAGCAUGACUUGGUUUGAAAAAUCAAAAUUAGUACAAAAGGAUCCCAUCACUUGCUCUAGGUACUUUGAUCAUAGAUUCCGUUUGUUCAUGAAUUCAGUGUUGAGAAGUGAUCAUCAUCCAAUUGGUAUUGUAAAAGACUUCUUCUACAGAACUGAAUUUCAACAGAGAGGAUCACCACACAUUCAUAUGAUUGUUUGGAUAGAAAAUGCACCAAAAUAUCAUGAAAAUAAUGAACAGGAGAUUGUAAAUUAUGUAGAUAAUUACCUGAAAUGUGAAAAGAAUGAAGAAGAUAGUUUGUCUGAGUUACAAGUGCACAAACAUUCACAGACAUGCAAAAAGAGAGGCAAAGCUGUAUGUCGAUUUGGUUUUCCCCUCCCUCCUCUUGAAGAGACUUUGAUUUUGGAGCCACUAGAGUGUGAUGUUGAUAAGUACAAGAAGAUGUAUGAUGACAUUCAGAAACAGCUGAAUGAUAUGAAAAAUGGAUGUGAUUUGCCUUACAAGGAACUCCUGAGUACAGUACUUCAGAUUUCUGAGGAAGAUUACAUUAAAUGCAUUAGAAGUUCACUAAGAGGUCCAAAGGUUUUUCUUAAAAGAAGUCCAUGUGAUGUGAUGGUAAACUCGUACAACAGUGUUGUUCUUAAUGCUUGGAAAGCUAACAUAGACAUUCAAUAUAUUUUGGACCCAUAUGCCUGUGCAAUGUAUAUUGUUUCCUAUAUAAGUAAAUCACAAAGAGGGAUGAGCGAUUUACUUAACAGAGCUGCAAAAGAAGCUAGAGAAGGAAAUCUUGACAUAAAAAGACAGGUACGUCAUAUUGGGAAUCAUUUUCUCAACAGUGUAGAAGUUGGAGCUCAAGAAGCAGCAUAUUUAGUGUUACAAAUGCCAAUGACAAAAGCUUCAAGAGAUGUUGUUUUUAUAAACACAAGUCCAUCAGAUGACAGAGUAAUUCUGAUCAAAACAGAUGCCGAAUUAGAAAAGUUGACACCAAAUUCUACAGACGUGAAAUGUAGCAAUGUUAUCAAACGGUAUGCAGAACGCCCAAAGCAGCUUGAAAACUGGUGCUUAGCUGAUUACGUAUCACAGCUAGAUGUUGUCUUCCCUAAAGAUGAUGAAAAAGAGUUCACUGAAAAUGAAGUGAAUGAUGAUGAUCAGGACCAUCAGUCAGAUGAUGAAGACAAUUCAGAUGUUGACUUUAGUGAAAGUGAUACACUUUUGACUUUGAGAAACGGCAUAAAAAUUAAACGACGGAAAGUACCAAGGGUAAUCAGAUAUGUCCGAUUUAAUAUCAAAACUGAUCCAGAAAAUUACUACAGAGAAAAACUUAUGUUGUUCAUGCCUUGGAGAAAUGAAUUCACUGAUCUGAUAUCAGGAAUGGACACAUCUGAGAAGUCAUUUCAUCAGAAGAAGUCAUUUCUUACACACAAGGUCAAGGAAUAUGAAUUCAAUGCUGAACAGCUUGAUGCAGCUUUGCAAAUGGCAAAUGAGGACUUUUCAGAAGCUUUUGAUGAAUUGGCACCAGAUGCUCAGCAAAGAGAGGCAGAAGAUGAAAAUGAGGGAUCUCUUGAAUCUGAAGUCUUUGUUCAAUUUAAUCCUGAGAGGCCCAUUGAACAGAGACAGUAUGAUAUAGGAUCUGACCUUGGCAUUCCAUCAACAAGACAAAUAACUGAAGAAAGUUCUGUUAGAUUACCAGACAAUGAAUACUUGAAUCUCUUAGGAAGUCUAAAUGUAAAGCAGCGGGAAUUUUUCAAGCAUGUCCUGCACUGGGUAAAAACCAAGACAGAACCUAUUUAUUCCUUUUUGUCUGGAGGUGCUGGUGUUGGCAAAUCUGUUUUGAUAAGGGCACUUUAUCAAGCUCUGCACAGAUACCUAUGUUCCACAGAGGGUGAAAAUCCAGAUGACAUAAGAAUACUUCUUUGUGCUUAUACUGGCAAGGCAGCAUACAACAUUGGAGGAGCAACUAUAGCAUCUGCUUUCCAUCAAAAAAUUAAUCAAAGUCAACAAAGUUUGCACUCUGACGAAUUGAACACUUUUCGUACAAAGUACCAAAACCUGAAAGUAAUCAUUAUUGAUGAGAUAUCAAUGGUGGGAAACAGAUCAUUAGCACUCAUUGACAGUCGUCUACAACUUCUCACAGGCAUCAAGAAACCAUUUGGUGGUAUAAGUAUCAUUGCUGUUGGUGAUUUUUUCCAACUUAAGCCUGUGAUGGACCGUUGGAUCUUUCAGGAUUUAACUCAUGAUGCCCAAGUUCUUGCAAGCAAUCUUUGGAAGGAGCAUUUUUCUAUUUUUGAGUUGGAUGAAAUCAUGCGCCAAAAAGAUGAUAUUGAGUUCGCUCAACUUCUGAAUCGCCUUCGUUACAAUGCAAUGACAGCAGAAGAUAUGAAUGUGAUACACAGAUGCAUGAUUACAGAAACAAGUGACAAUUAUCCCCAUCAUGCUCCUCAUCUCUUUACACAGAACUCUAAAGUAGAUGCAUACAACAAUCAGUUGAUUGAAAAUCUUGGAGGAGAAAAGGUCACAGUGAAUUCAGUUGAUUCUGUUAUUAAAGAUUAUUCAAAAGAAGUUAAAGAAAAACUGUUAAGAUCUCUUCUUAAAGCAGAUGAUGUAAGCAAAACUGCCAAUUUGAUGCAAAAUUUGAUUCUUGCUGUUGGGAUGAUAUAUGAUAUCUCAGUCAAUGUUGAUGUAUCUGAUGGUUUGACAAAUGGUUCAUCAUGUAAAGUGCAAUUAAUUGAAAGGAGAAUGGAAGGUAUAUCAAGGCCAAACAUAGUUUGGGUUGAAUUUUUUGACUCUGGAAUUGGAAAAACUACUCGAAGGAAAUACAGACAUUUAUUUCAUGAAGGAAUUUCUGAGAACUGGACACCAAUUUUUGAAGUUCAACGGUCUUUUCUUUUGAAUUACAAUACUUUUCAGAGAAUCCAAUUUCCAUUACGGCCAGCUGCAGGAAAAACAAUUCAUAAAGCCCAAGGUUGCACAGUUGAUGAAAUUGUAAUUGAUAUGUCUCAAACAAAAGUGAGGAAAAUUCCCCACAUCCACUAUGUAGCACUUAGUCGGGUAAGGUCAGUAGAUCAUCUGCAUAUUCUAAACUUCAAUGAGCAGGCAUUAUCUAUGGAUGAACAAGUCGUAGAUGAAAUGGAGAGAAUGAAAAAAGAGGUGCCACUCCAACUUUGUUAUGUCCCAAUAUACCAGGUUGAUUUGCAUCGUUUAAAGAUUGCUUUUAACAAUUGUAGAUCUCUUCACAAACACUUUCCGCAAAUUCAAAAUGAGCCAAACAUUCUUGCCUCAGAUGUAGUUGGAUUUUCAGAGACAAGAUUAACUAGAGCAGAUGUGGAAAAUUAUCAACUUCAGGGAUAUACAGCAAUAUUUAACCAUGAAACUUUAGAUAGUUCUGAUAGACGUCCACAUCAUGGAACAGUACUGUAUGUGAAAGACAUUUACAAGACAACUUGCAUCUCAAAGAUGUGA
Molecule: messenger RNA, 6567 nt
Organism: Saccostrea cuccullata (small rock oyster)
Lineage: Eukaryota; Metazoa; Mollusca; Bivalvia; Ostreida; Ostreidae
Exons: 6
Coding region: 1-6567 (2188 amino acids)
Biological process (GO): telomere maintenance; DNA repair
Molecular function (GO): DNA helicase activity
Source: RefSeq, a predicted model, not a curated record